This is a messenger RNA of Solenopsis invicta (red fire ant), 1055 nucleotides long. RefSeq lists its product as uncharacterized. The coding region runs from base 97 to 819 and encodes 240 amino acids. The transcript is spliced from 3 exons. Lineage: Eukaryota; Metazoa; Arthropoda; Insecta; Hymenoptera; Formicidae. The record is from RefSeq and is a predicted model, not a curated record.
UCUUUCUCUUCCAUUUGCUUCUAUUAAGACAUAUAUAUGACUGUUCUUUAGUUUUGUAAAGACAUUAUAAACAAUUUUUAAUACUUUAAAAAAAAAAUGUUUGUUAAAUUUUUUACUUUUGUGAUUAUAGUAAUACCGGUUACAACUGAAUUGGUUCCUUAUAUUCACACAUGCGGCCGAAAAAAUCCAUAUCUUGAUAGUUGCGUCAAGCAUAGUGUUGAAGAUUUAAGGGAAAAGAUAUGUAUGGGAAUACCAGAAUUAGAGGCUCCACCAUUGGAGUCAUUCGUUAUUGACAAUAUGACUAUUUACGACACAAAUGAUGCCAAGUUAUUUCUCAAAGAUUCAAACAUGCUAGGGCUUUGCAAUUUCGUUUUGAAUACUAUCCAUGUAGAACUUGAAAAGCCCCAAAUCACUUUUACUUUGACAUUUCCAAAAGUUUAUGUAAACAGCACGUAUGAUAUUGCUAUACGUAUAUUGGUGCUUAUUGCUCAUAAGGGACCGAUUUAUUUUUCUCUAGAUAAUGUAUUAGUAAAAUACGCACUAGACUUGAAAAUAAUAACCAGAUACGGUGAAAAAUACGUAUAUGCAACAAAAAUAAAUUUGCAUCUUGAAUUUAAAAAAUUGGAAAUUAAGCUUGAUGCUAACGAACCAGCUCAGAUAAACGAAAUUAUUAGUACCUUCUUAAGCGACAAUAAAGAAGAAUUGAUUGCCCAAAUUAAACCAUCAUUAGAAACGGAAAUUUCUAAAAAACUACUUUUGAUUACAAACAAUAUACUUAAACAUUUUACUUUUGAUGAUUUAUUCCCUGAUCGAGAUUAAAUCAUGUUGUAAUUUUAUUAAGUCAAUAAUUUAAUAAUUAUCAUAUUCAAUAUAUUUUCCUUAAAAGUCUUAUGCGUUAAUAAAUAAACCAAUAUAACACAAAAUAUGGCUGUAUUUUAACUAUUAUUCUGCACGCGCGCUGGUGAAUAAGCAUUUAAUAAUUUUGAAGUAUUUUCUUGCGAUUUUUUCUCUGAUGGCGAUUAAAUCAUUAAUUAAAUCAAUUUAAUUAAUGUGUA